This is a messenger RNA of Pogona vitticeps (central bearded dragon), 983 nucleotides long. NCBI's taxonomy places the organism in Eukaryota, Metazoa, Chordata, Lepidosauria, Squamata, Agamidae. The record is from RefSeq and is a predicted model, not a curated record.
AUGUCUUUUCUGCCGCUCCCUUGGCUGCUUCGGCGGAAGAAGAGGAUGAUGCGAGGGCCCUGGCUUUUGGAUAGAAAAGGAGCCCUUCAGAAACCCAGCAGCCUUGGACAGCAGAAUUAUCACACUUUGCUGGAGGAAUGCUUGAAGAAUGAACGGCUAUUUGAAGAUGAACUCUUCCCAGCAGAUGUCAGGUCCAUUGGGACAGGACCGUUACUUCAGAAACUCCCUCAAAAGAUACAUUGGAAGAGGCCAUAUGAGCUGCAUAAGGCACCAGUGUUUUCCUCAGCAAACAAGAAAAGGCUUGCUUUGUGCCAAGGAGUGAUAGAGGACUGCUGGUUUUUGGCUGCUGUGGAAGCUUUAACUUUUCAUCAAGACAUCUUGUUCAAAGUUGUGCCACAGAACCAAAGCUUUGAAAGAAAGAAGUAUGCAGGGAUCUUCCAUUUCAAGUUCUGGCACUUUGGUGAAUGGGUUGAUGUGGUGGUAGAUGAUCGACUUCCAGUAAAUGAAGAGGGCCACCUUAUUUUCCUCUCAUCUGUUUAUAAAAACCUAUUCUGGGGAGCUCUUUUGGAAAAGGCUUAUGCCAAGCUUUGUGGUUCAUAUGAAGAUCUACAGAUCGGGCAAGUAUCAGAAGCUCUGGUUGACUUCACAGGGGGAGUUAACAUGACAAUAAAGCUGGCUGAAGCCCCACCUGAUCUCUGGGAAAUCAUGACUAGAGCAACCUAUAGUAGAUCUUUGAUGGGUUGCCAGACUCAUGCACCAGUAAGGGUCCUGCCAAAUGGAUUGGUUGCUGGCCAUGCCUACACAGUGACUGGCAUUCGAAAAGUCACAUGCAAACAUGGACCUGAGAAUUUAGUAAGACUGAGAAACCCCUGGGGAAAAGUCGAAUGGAAAGGCGACUGGAGUGACAGCUCUGGGAAAUGGGAGCUGCUAAGUCCAAAAGAGAAGAUUUUGCUACGAAGAAAUUCUGAUGAUGGCGAGUUCUG